AUGGCUUUUUUCAAUGCUGACAGAUUAGCCAUCAUAUUUGGCCUCUUGGGCAAUAUAAUAUCUUUUCUCGUAUUCUUGGCGCCACUGCCAACGUUUUACAGAAUUUGUAGGAAGAAAUCGUCGGAAGGGUUUCAAUCAAUACCGUAUUCGAUCUCAUUUUUCAGCGCAUCGUUGUUGCUUUACUACGCUUACCUUAAAACAAAUGCUUAUAUGAUCGUUAGCAUUAAUGGUAUUGGUUGUGUGAUUGAAGCACUUUACAUCUUCCUCUAUAUACUAUAUGCUCCAAAGAAGGUCAAGCUAUUCACAAUGAGAUGGAUUCUCCUGUUCAAUGGUGGAGGUUUGGCAGUGAUCAUGUUAGUUUCUCUACUUGUUGUACAUGGCUCAAAGAGGGUUACUUUAGUAGGAUGGGUUUGCGCCAUUAUCAACAUUGCUGUAUUUGCCGCUCCUUUAAGCGUUAUGAGACAAGUUAUUAGAACAAGAAGUGUAGAGUUCAUGCCAUUUGCACUAUCAUUUUUCCUCUCCCUUUGUGCUACAACUUGGUUUUUCCAUGGAUUCUUCAUCAGGGACUACUACAUUGCAUUGCCAAAUAUUUUGGGACUUCUAUUAGGAGUUACUCAAAUGAUCUUGUACUUCAUCUACAAAGACAAAAAGCAAUCAUGUGUACAAGCAAAUUUUGAGGUGGAGAAGACUGCCUCAAAUUCCGGAAAUGAUAUUGAAAUGAAUAUGAAUUUUGAUGCAAAUGUAAAGAAAGGUGUCGACACAAAUUUUGCGCUUGAGGAAAAUGUUUCGGACUUAAAAAAUGAUGACGAAAUGAAAAUGGAUUUUGACAAGGGCACCAAGAUUAUUUCAACAAGGGAACUGCUAUUUUAA
Molecule: messenger RNA, 870 nt
Organism: Salvia hispanica
Lineage: Eukaryota; Viridiplantae; Streptophyta; Magnoliopsida; Lamiales; Lamiaceae
Product: bidirectional sugar transporter NEC1-like
Biological process (GO): carbohydrate transport
Cellular component (GO): membrane
Molecular function (GO): sugar transmembrane transporter activity
Source: RefSeq, a predicted model, not a curated record